Messenger RNA from Plasmodium vivax (malaria parasite P. vivax), 1020 nucleotides. RefSeq lists its product as hypothetical. The record is from RefSeq and is a predicted model, not a curated record. Bases 1 to 456 code for a protein of 151 amino acids. Gene Ontology annotation, biological process: maturation of 5.8S rRNA; regulation of gene expression. Gene Ontology annotation, molecular function: RNA binding; DNA binding. Gene Ontology annotation, cellular component: exosome (RNase complex); nucleolus. NCBI's taxonomy places the organism in Eukaryota, Apicomplexa, Aconoidasida, Haemosporida, Plasmodiidae. The transcript has a single exon.
AUGGACCAAAAAAAAAAUGACAACCCCCCAGGGUGCAAGAAAGACGGUACACUAGAAAUAAAAAAAGAUGACCAUGUAGAAAUUCUUAAAAAUUUAAACUCGACCAUUAAAGAGUUUCAAAAAAAUUUUGGACUACUAAACAAUCAUUAUUCGAUAAAAGAUUUGGAAGGUGUGUUAAACCCUGUGCAGUAUGCUGAAUACAAUUCAUUUCUUGCCUACUCCAUUUGUUCUAUUUUUCAUUCCUAUUUGAAAAUAUCGGGCGACUUUCUCAGCAACCAUCCCAUUAAAAAUGAAUUAAAAAAGGUACAAUUAUUGAUGAAAGAAAUAAAGGAUAAAAACGAAGAAAAUAAUGAAGAUAAAAGAUCCCUCACAAUUAAUAAGGAAGCCUCGAAAAGGAUAAUCGAUUCGUGCAUUUCGUACAAUAAAGAUUUAAAAAAAAGAAAACAUUUUAAAUGAACGCAAUUGUGAACUUUCUUCCUCUUUUUUUAAGGGGAAAGUUUUCACCUGCACCGCGGACAUAUUUUUGAGUGCCACUCAUUGGGGAAAAUAAAAAAAAAAUAGCGGUUCAACGAGGCAAAUGCGCAACUGGUUAUUAACAGUUAGCAAAAAGAGCGAGCGCCUUACGGAUAAUUUUUUUUAUUUUGCGCAGAGCUGGUGGCUUUCUAUUUUUCAAAGGCCAUUUGUGUCGCACGUUCGGCGGUGUGCUCAUUCGUUCGUUCGUUCGUUCGUUAUUUUUCACCCAUUUGGAAAUAAUAUUAGAGUCGUAAAUUUUCCAAUUGGGGGGCACUUUCGCUUGCUCCGUUGUUUGCUUCGUUGUUUGCUUCAUUGUUUGCCUCAUUGUUUGCCUCAUUGUUUGCCUCAUUGUUUGCUUUUUUGUUUUCCUUUCCCCUUCCCUCCCUUUUUUUGGUAUUUCCGCACAUUUUAAGAAGACACCUAUUUGAGAACGCCAUUUUGAGAAAACAAAAAUUUCUCCCCUUAUGCAAAUUCGAACUCUGCGCACUUUCACGACGUACGCUUUCC